Molecule: messenger RNA, 1182 nt
Organism: Mollisia scopiformis
Lineage: Eukaryota; Fungi; Ascomycota; Leotiomycetes; Helotiales; Mollisiaceae
Product: ZIP zinc/iron transport family
Exons: 3
Coding region: 1-1182 (393 amino acids)
Biological process (GO): zinc ion import across plasma membrane
Cellular component (GO): plasma membrane
Molecular function (GO): low-affinity zinc ion transmembrane transporter activity
Source: RefSeq, a predicted model, not a curated record
AUGUCGGCAGUACCGACAGUUGUUGUCGAGUGCGACAAUGGGAACGGUUUUGAUGGUCGUCUGGGCCUUCGAGUAUCCUCGGUCUUUGUGAUUGGAAUCGGGUCCAUGCUUGGAGCUCUACUACCAAUCGCCGCUGCUCGAACGAAGCGCAUGCAUGUACCACCGGUAGCCUUCUUCAUUACAAAGUACUUUGGUUCUGGUGUCAUUAUAGCAACUGCUUUCAUCCAUCUUCUCUCACCCGCUACCCAAGCGUUACAAUCACCAUGUCUCACAGGACCUAUCACAGACUAUAGCUGGGCCGAAGGAAUUGCUCUCAUGACAGUAUUCACCAUGUUCUUCAUUGAACUUAUGGCCGCCCGAUUCGACAUCUUUGGUCACCAGGAUAGUGGUGUUGAAGCUUCUGACCCAUCUCUGAAUCUCCUCAGAGACUCCGAAAAGUUGGCCGAAAAUAGUGAGAACUCUGUAGACAAGACAGCGAAUAUGGAGCUCUCGACACGAAGCCAUGAUCAUGAAGAAAGCACUGCGUCAUCUUCUCGACCUACUACCUCAACUCACAAUCCUGCUGGCUCUGGAGCACCCGCUUCAAGAGUGAACUCGAGAAUCCCAGGACGCGAGGAUGAUUUCACGUACCCUCCAGGAGGCGAGAACCACCUUGGUCAUCAAGCAGAGCACGAUAUCGACGAUGAUCAUUUCGCUGCUCAGAUGACGGCGAUCUUCAUCCUUGAAUUCGGAGUCAUCUUCCACUCAGUAUUCAUUGGCCUCACACUGGCAGUAGCAGGUUCCGAAUUCACAGUCCUGUACAUCGUCCUCACUUUCCACCAAACAUUCGAGGGUCUGGGUCUAGGCUCACGACUUGCUACUGCUCAGUGGCCAUCAAAGAAGAAGUGGAUGCCAUGGGCGUUGGGUACCGCAUAUGGACUUGCCACACCACUCGCUAUCGCCAUUGGACUCGCUGCCCGAACAAGUUUCACGCCUGGAAGCAACAAGACCUUGAUCAUCCAAGGAGUCUUCGAUUCGAUCAGCGCUGGUAUCCUAAUAUACACCGGGCUAGUCGAGCUCAUGGCCCACGAGUUCAUGUUCAAUCCAGAGAUGCGCAAGAGUUCGAUCAAGAUGAUGCUCUUUGCUUACCUCUGCAUGUGUGUGGGUGCUGGGCUUAUGGCUCUACUGGGGAAAUGGGCGUGA